CCAGGAGUCCCCGAAUGCACCCUCUAUUAACACUGCGCCGCUAUUAGUAUCCAUUUCAUCUACUUAAUUUUUCAACACUGCCUUGACCGUCAAAUUUUGGUUUCUUGGCGGCAGAUUUCAAUCUCUCGUACAGUGUUGCGACUCAAACAGGCAACGACUGCUAUAAGGAGCCAUUGACUGGCGACGCAACCCUCCAUCCAUCUGUACUCUGCGCUGUAUCUACACAUUUCCAUCCAUCUCACUACAGCAAUAUGGCGCAACACAUGCCGACCAAAUUCUUUCGCCCUGCCGAAUGGGACCGUCAGUCUGCCGUCCUCAUGGCGUGGCCCGCCCAAGCAAACGAUGCCUAUGAAGACUCAAGAGAUCUCAAGGCUGCUACAAAGGACGUCUCGGCUAUUGCAGAUGCUGUCGCUCUCUUUCAACCAGUCGUCAUCAUGGUGACCCCGGAGCGCCUACAAGAUGCGCAGGAGAGGUUCAAGCACACCAAGAAUGCCAGCGUUGUCAUCAUCUCGUAUUAUCACAAACUAGAUCUUUGGAUGCGCGAUAUGGCACCCACCUUUGUGGUGAAUGAUGAUUCGAACAGCGCCCAGCUCUAUGGUGUCGAUUACAACUUCAAUGGAUGGGGCAAUAAAUAUCCUACCGGAUCAAACAGAUCUCUGGCAGAUAUCAUUCUGCAAGGUCGAUACACGCCAGCCAUCCGGUCAAAUCUUGUGGGCGAGGGAGGUUCAUUUGAAGUUGAUGGCGAAGGCACUGUCAUUUUAACAGAAAGUUCCGUCAUCAUCGACAAUCGCAACCCUGGUAAAGGGAAGGCAGAAAUCGAGCAGGAGCUUCAGCGAACGCUCGGCGUGGAAAAGAUUAUCUGGAUCCCUGGCAGACGAGGCUUGGAGAUUACGGAUAGCCACAUCGAUGGUCUUGUCAGAUUCGUAUCCCCGGGCAAGGUUUUGCUGAGCCGUCCGAACAAUGUUGACGAGGGUGGUGUCUGGGUUGAUGUUUAUCAUGAGGCGUAUGAUAUUCUCAGCAAGACAACAGAUGCCUCGGGGCGGCGGCUACAAAUUGUCGAAGUGGAAGAGGCUGACCUAUACGCUCUUGGAGUAGAAAAGAAGCUGCUCAAAGACAUUGAAGCAGAAGUCGAAGACUACCCGUCACUCAGCUACGUGAACUAUUUGCUAGUCAACGACGGUGUCAUCUUUCCCCAGUUUGGCGACAGAAAAGCCGACAAGGCGGCGUUGAAGCUGAUUCAGAGCCUGUACCCCAACAGGGAUAUAGAAGCAGUCUACAUUUCAGAGCUUCCAUUCUUGGGUGGUGGCAUACACUGCUCAACCCAAGAGGUUCCGGUCCCCAAAGACUAAGGCGCUACUAUCUAGUCAAGAACGAUAUGAAACAAUAGUUUAGUAGAGCAAACUUCGUUAUAUUCUUUACAAAUUCUGUUAAU
This is a messenger RNA of [Torrubiella] hemipterigena, 1432 nucleotides long. NCBI's taxonomy places the organism in Eukaryota, Fungi, Ascomycota, Sordariomycetes, Hypocreales, Clavicipitaceae. The record is from the annotation of a GenBank genome assembly.